GGAUUUUAUUGUGGUUUUUUGUUUUUUUUUUCCCUUGUGAUCUUAGGAUUUCCAAGAGAAUGGAUGAGCAUCACUUGAUAAGACUCGGAUCAGAUGGGCUGACAACCCAAAUCCUCUCUUUCAAUCUCUUAAGCAACAAGGCAAAUGCAAGUGGUUCCUGUGGAGAAACAUUCGAUGAUCGUACGAGAUACCAUGCCCAUGUCGUAUCAUGACACACAAGUACUUCACCUUAAUACGAUGCGGGAUUCUGGCUUCCUGGAGUCAUUUUAGGGCAAGCUAACCUUAAGAGACCUGCUCUAUGGACAUUUUAGGGCAAGAUAGUCUCGCCGACCUGCCUGCCUUAAACGAGUGCAACAAUACAGUUUGUCAAAAGUGCGGUGAUCGUGGCUAUCCGGAGGCUCUAAAUUACUGUGUAAAGUGUAAAGUUGUUGCUGAACACACCUACUGCUUAGAUGUUGUUCCCAAGGAUUUUGAUGAGGAUGUGGUUUGGACGUGUUGGUUUUGUUUAUCUGGGAAUGAUGGCGGACAUAAUAAUACCGUGGACAGUUCUAGUUAUACCCAAUUAUUAACGAGUGAUCAAGCAGUUAAAAUUGUAAGAAAACAGAAAUGGAAGGCAUCAGAUGCAUUCUUGAAAGCUCUGAGAAAGGUAGAGAGACUAAAAAGGGGUCCCUCUUUGCAAUCUGCUGAGGCAGAGGCAGAGGCAGCUAAAAGGGUUUGCUUGACUAACUCAAAUGAUCAAGAAUCGGACUGUUCUCACCUUCAUAAGGACAAAAGGAGAACACUGGCCCGGGGUGAGAGCUCUGAUGAGCAUCAAAAAACGAGAGAACAUGGUAUAAUGAUUGUAGAAGAUAGGGGUGGCUCGAAUGAAGAGGUAUUAACUGUUGAAAGAGAUUCAUUUCAAAAUGGCAAGAGUGAUCUGCCCAAAAUUUCAGACCGUGAUUCCCAUGUUAAUGUACAGCAACCUUUUGAGGAGAAGAUGAAUACACUGUCUGGCAGUGAGAGUUGUGCACAGGAUCAGAACUUAAGUGAUCAGAAUAGAUUGAUUCUGGAUGUUGGGGGUGGCUCAAAUGAAGCUGUAAAUUGUAUUGAAAAAGAGGCCUCUCAAAAUAGCACUGCUGACCUGCCAAAAAUUUUAGAUCGGGAUUUCAACACCAAUGCACAGCCAAUUCUUGAUCCCAUAUGGAGGGGAAAUUUUACCAUCAAAGAUGGAAAUUUUGAUGUUAUGAAUGGACUGGUGGCCUAUACAUCUAACCAAGCAUCCCCAAAAGUUCGCGAGACAGCUAGUUUGUUGCCAGGAUGUGUUUCUAUAGAAAUGCUUCCUAGGCAUGAAGUGUUUCCGAAAAAGUUUGGUACUUCAGAUGUAACAGCUGAAGAUAUUGGCCUUUAUUUCUUCCCGGAAAAAGAGAGAGAUGAACGAGCCUUUGAUGAGUUAGUAGAUAAUAUAAUUGAACAAGACCUUGCCUUGAAAGCCGUUCUUGAGCAUGUAGAAUUAUUGGUCUUUACAUCUCUUCAAUUACCUUUGCAGAACUGGAGAUAUCGGGGAAAGUAUUAUCUGUGGGGGUUGUUCGGUAGACACAAGCAUUCUCACUAUUCAUGUAGAAGAGAGCAUGCUACAGCUUAGACUUUGUAAAAUGAUGGGUAGAGGCAGUUCAGACUGAUCAGAACUAUAUCAUGUCUCCGUAGGCAAGGAAUGCUGGAAGGUAAUUAGCAUGAUGCAGAGAAGACAUGCUUCGAAAAUUCCAGCAAUCUUUUCAUGGAUCAAGUCUUAUAUCAUUGUGUUAUAAAGGAAAGAAAUGGGCACGUGGGAAAUAUUACCACGGGAAAGUUGUCCAAUUUUGAGAGUUGGGGCUGUGGUUAUGGAUUUUGCAUCUUUAUAUGCUGCUGUGAUUGGCAGAGAUGAAUUUUGACACAGAUGCCUCACUGUCGCCUAUACAAAUAUGAAAAUGAAAGUUGUUAUUUGUCGUUUAAAGCUU
Messenger RNA from Populus euphratica (Euphrates poplar), 1973 nucleotides. RefSeq lists its product as uncharacterized. Gene Ontology annotation, molecular function: histone reader activity. The coding region runs from base 299 to 1621 and encodes 440 amino acids. NCBI's taxonomy places the organism in Eukaryota, Viridiplantae, Streptophyta, Magnoliopsida, Malpighiales, Salicaceae. The record is from RefSeq and is a predicted model, not a curated record. Gene Ontology annotation, biological process: negative regulation of transcription elongation by RNA polymerase II. The transcript has 7 exons.